AGAUAGCAAGUAAAUAAUUUCCCCCAAUUUCAGCAGGAUAUAAACUCCAUCCUUCAUCCCCCUUUCCAUCCCACUGACUUCCACUCUCACUUCCCCAAUUUGCGAACCACUUCCAAAGGGGAAAACCACUUACGAUUAAAUACAAAUUCUCACCGGAAAACGCAAUCCCAGUUACAGAAUGUAUUCGGAUUCGGAUUCGGAUUUUAGCAUGUCAGUUCUCGAUUCGAUCCGUUAUCAUCUACUCGGAGAGGAAGCAGAGCCAGUGAGCCCUGAGGUGCAGUCCUCCGCGGUGAGCUUACCGCAGCGGACCUAUAACCGGACGGCGAGCUUCGGGAGCAUCGUCAGAGAGCACUGGGGCGAGCUUCCGUUCCGCGCCGACGACUCCGAUGACAUGGUCGUCCUCGGGUUCCUCUGCGAUGCCUUCAGUAAGGGAUGGGUCCCCGAUGGGGCUGCCUCGCCGGAGGUCAAGAUCGAGCCGGUGGAGUCGGAGCCGGUGGUGGAGGAGGUGUUGCCAGCGGCGCCGGUGCCGACGAAGGGGAAACAUUAUAGAGGAGUGAGACAGAGACCAUGGGGGAAAUUCGCGGCGGAGAUUAGGGAUCCGGCGAAGAAUGGAGCGAGGGUUUGGUUGGGGACCUUUGAGACGGCGGAGGAUGCGGCGAUGGCGUAUGAUCGGGCGGCGUUUCGGAUGAGAGGGUCGCGAGCGUUGCUUAACUUCCCGCUGAGAAUCAGAGCCGAGGAUGCAGCGGCCAUGGCGUCAGCGCCAUCCGUGGGAGGGAAGCGAGCCUCGCCGGAGCGAUCUCCAUUGUACUCUUCAUCAUCAUCAUCAUCAUCAUCAUCAUCUUCUUCUUGUUCUUCUUCUUCGUCAUCAACGGAGAAGCCAUCACCGAAGAGAAGGAGGAGAGGAGAAGCGGCGGCAGCGACGGCGGCGAUGUUUGGGGCUCCUGCUCCGGGCCCAGUUCCGGUAAUGGUUGGGCCGGUUUCAGCGUUGACACGUGUCGGUGAGCUUCUGGUUAGUUAAGUGGAGAAGAAGCUAAUGUGAAAACAAGAGCUUUUGAGUUCACUCCUCAUUUUCCGAAUGGAAAAUUAAAAAAUUAGAAAAAAAAAGGGAAUAAUUAAUGGGGCAAAAAAA
This is a messenger RNA of Dioscorea cayenensis subsp. rotundata (Guinea yam), 1129 nucleotides long. RefSeq names its product ethylene-responsive transcription factor 1-like. Gene Ontology annotation, biological process: ethylene-activated signaling pathway; regulation of DNA-templated transcription. The record is from RefSeq and is a predicted model, not a curated record. Gene Ontology annotation, molecular function: DNA binding; DNA-binding transcription factor activity. NCBI's taxonomy places the organism in Eukaryota, Viridiplantae, Streptophyta, Magnoliopsida, Dioscoreales, Dioscoreaceae.